Wallemia mellicola CBS 633.66 is the source of this 228-nucleotide messenger RNA. RefSeq lists its product as hypothetical. NCBI's taxonomy places the organism in Eukaryota, Fungi, Basidiomycota, Wallemiomycetes, Wallemiales, Wallemiaceae. The transcript is spliced from 3 exons. Bases 1 to 228 code for a protein of 75 amino acids. The record is from RefSeq and is a predicted model, not a curated record.
AUGACUGGAGUACAGAGACAAGUGUACUCUAUAAGGUUCAAGAAGAGUGCUAUUGAUCAACAAAUAUUGCAAUAUGGACGUAAACUCGAUGAGCAGGGUGCUAGGAUCAUUGAUUUAUCACCCGAUGGCUUCUUCAAGCAUGUUCAAGCAAUUGUACCCGAUGGUAUUGACGUAGGAAGACUGGACGCUGAUAAGAUAAUUGAGAGCAUAAAGAAGAGCAGCCUUUAG